Molecule: messenger RNA, 1159 nt
Organism: Aspergillus sclerotioniger CBS 115572
Lineage: Eukaryota; Fungi; Ascomycota; Eurotiomycetes; Eurotiales; Aspergillaceae
Exons: 1
Coding region: 458-1048 (196 amino acids)
Source: RefSeq, a predicted model, not a curated record
AGCCGGUUCAAUUUCUAGCCCGUCAGAGGGAAUUGCCUGGAUCCUUGUUCACAGCCAAGGGGCACUAGCCUGCCUCCCCUAUCCCGUGGCGGGGAGAGUAUCUCGGACAAAUGACGCAUCCUGGGGGGGGCGGAGGAGCAGCCAACCAUGCCGAGAAGCAUGUGUUUUAGGUAGAAAGUCGCUCAAUGACUCAAAUGUCAGGUCCACUAGAGUGCCUGGACGCCCUAAGAUUCGGACGACGGAUCUUCAGGGACUGAUCUAUUGGAAGUGAGGGAAAAAUUGGGGGUCGUCAGGCCGAAUAACCAGGCACGGGAUCUGCCAGAUUCCCACGGAACGCAGACAGGCAGCAACCAUGAGACCACGUCAACCCAAUUACUUGCGUGAACGGGAGGAGUAACCAUACUGUGCGGAGGGCCGAGAUGCAGGCUGGGGUACGUUGCCGGCGAGGGGGACGGGCAUGGGCAAGCGAGGUAGAGGUGGAGGUAAGAUACUGUGUACAAUACGGGCAGUGACGGGGAGGGGCAGCGCGAUCGGGAGAUGCCGUAAGCGCCCCCACGAGAACCACUCUUGCUCUUUCGGCCUCUCUUCCUCUGCUUUUUCCUCCUCGACUCUCCUGCUGCAGCAUCGUCCUUCCACGUCCAGCCAUUGCGGUAAGUCCCCUGUCCACCCUCGCGCGUUCCUUGCCGGGUUUCCUGCACACCUCCGGGAUUCCUCGUAUUUUCGAUUCAUCGAGAUCGUCGGGUGUCUGCCUGACGCCGUGCCCUUUGCCCUAACCUCCGCGUCCACCGGUCGAGUCGUUAAAACUCUGCACCGCACCUUUCCCUCCUCCUCCCACUUGGACCCCCCCGGCCCAGAAAUUAAAUCUCGCAUCCCUGUCGUUUCUCGUUGGAGCUGUCAUACAAGCUUGCUGAUCCGUUGGCUGCUCGCGUCAGAUUUCUCCUUCUUGGGAAAAACCUUUUUUUUCCCCUCAUUCAACUUCCACGUCGCAUUUUCUAGGCCUUUGGAAUCCACCAGUUCCAAAGGCUCCCGGUCACCACGGCUCACGUAGCCUCGCAUCUCGUUCUUCGUCACAUUGUAUCUCCGAGACGUCUCCGCGACACUCUUAACAACAUUCCCCCUCCUGCUGGUCUCGUUUCCUGUGUCGUCCGGUGCGCCCUUU